This is a messenger RNA of Elgaria multicarinata webbii, 318 nucleotides long. RefSeq names its product metallothionein-2-like. Gene Ontology annotation, molecular function: metal ion binding. Lineage: Eukaryota; Metazoa; Chordata; Lepidosauria; Squamata; Anguidae. Gene Ontology annotation, biological process: cellular response to zinc ion; intracellular zinc ion homeostasis; detoxification of copper ion. Gene Ontology annotation, cellular component: cytoplasm; nucleus. The record is from RefSeq and is a predicted model, not a curated record.
UCCUCCUCCUCUUCCAAGUGAGAUGGAUCCUCAGGAUUGCACCUGCACCACUGGUGGCUCUUGCUCCUGUGCUGGUUCCUGCAAAUGCAAAAACUGCAAAUGUACUUCAUGUAAAAAAAGCUGCUGUUCCUGUUGCCCAGUGAGCUGCAGCAACUGUGCCAAGGGCUGCAUCUGCAAAGAGCGGUCAUCUGAUAAAUGCAGCUGUUGCCACUAAAAAUGCAGUUUUCUGUCCUCUGUAAAUAUUCUCUACGAGCAAGACCAUUUUCAGAACACAAUGAAUAUUUUGUAACUGUAUUUUUCAUGCAGAUGAAAGGAAAA